GUUAGUCUGUGCUGGGCGGAGGCGGCUGGAAGUCUGGGACUCCGUAGUGGUAAGAAACAGGCAGGCGAGAGCAUCGUAACGGUUUGCGCUUGGGGCUGACAGUUCCCAACAUACGGGGCUGCAGCCCCGACGGUGGGACCCUUACCUCCGGGAAAGCGGGUAGCCGACGUCCUGCCGGGCCUUUAGCCCAGCUCUUCGGCUCUAGAACCCCCAGGGUUAGGAGAGAAAGAUGGAGCGGUGAGGAAUUAAAAGAUCCGGUCACCUGGGUCUCCCUCAAGCCUCUUGAUUCUCUCACAAACUCUCUGAAGAAAUUGAUAAAGAAACUGAGGCACAAACAGAUAAGUGACUUGCCUAAGGUCACACAGCUUAAAGAAGAAAGAAAAACAUAAAUUGGUUGCCAUUUGUACAUGACCCAACCCAGAUCAAGCCUGCAAUCUAGUUUUUUUAUAAGGCUGAGAAAAUCACAAAGGACAUGUCAGUGAGUAACCAAGAUAUAGAUCCAGAUAGUACUACAGGUGUAGAAGAUGUUACAGAUGGUAAAGAAGAACUUAUUAAACAUUGUGAAGAAAUGUGGAAAGAUAUGGAAGAAUGUCAGAAUAAAUUAUCGCUUGUUGGAACCGAAACACUCACUGAGUCCAAUGCUCAGCUGUCAUUAUUAAUUAUGCAAAUGAAAUGUUUAACUGCUGAACUCAGUCAAUGGCAGAAAGAAACUCCUGAAAUACUUCCACUGAAUGAAGAAUUUCUGGUAUCAUUAGGAAAAGAAGAGUUUCAAAAAUUGAGACAUGAUCUUGAAUUGGUACUAUCUACUAUUCAGUCAAAGAAUGAAAAGCUAAAGGAAGACUUGGAAAGGGAGCAACUGUGGUUGGAUGAACAGCAGCAGGUACUCGAAUCUCUGAUGGUACUGCAUAGUGAAUUGAAAGAUCAGAUUGUGACAGUUUCAGAAUCAAGAAUCUUUAAUGAGCUGAAAACUAAACUACAUGAUAUAAAAGAAUAUAAGGAGAAACUAUUGCUUGCCUUGAGUGAGUUUCUGGAAGACCACUUUCCUCUGCCUGAUAGAAAUGUUAAAAAGAAAAAGAAAAAUACUCAAGAAUCAACUAUACAGCUGAUAACACUGCAUGAAAUAUUAGAGAUUCUUAUAAAUAGAUUAUUCGAUGUUCCACAUGAUCCAUAUGUCAAAAUUAGUGAUUCUUUUUGGCCGCCUUAUAUUGAGCUGCUCCUGCGAAAUGGGAUUGCCUUGAGACAUCCAGAAGAUCCAACAAGAAUAAGAUUAGAAGCUUUCCAUCAGUAAAAGGGUGGUCUCUUUUUCACAUAGUACUUAAAGAAUCUUGUCUUCAAAGAUAAUGGAAACACUGAGUAUUGCUUGGAUAAAGAACAUUAUUUGCAAGUAAAAGCACGUUGUCCAUAUUCCUUUUCUCCUUAAAAUGACACAUGCUGCCGUCUACUAUUUGCUUUAGAAACGGUCCUUUUACAUAUGGGUCAGUUCUUUGGUGUAUCAAACUGGAUGGACAAGGAUGCAAGUAAAAAUAUUCUAGACUUAAUCAUUAUAAAAUAUUUAAUAUACCUAACUUUUGAAAUAAUCUUUGGGAAUUUCUUUGUUAAAUUAUGAUAUUGCUAAUGUCAUAAAUUUUUUUCUAAAUGUAUGAGUUUCUUUUGUGCAUUUUUCUGCUACUUACCUCCUUUACAUUUAGGAAUUAUUAUUGAAAGGCCACUUAAUAUGGAGAUGGUUUCAAAAUUGACUUAAUAUCUGUUGUAGAAUGAAGCAUAAUUCAAAAGCAUUUAGUAAAUCUAUUCCAUGAAUACUGCCUUAUUUCUAGAUUUGUUAAAAACUGAAAUAUUAAAAAAUGGCUAAAGGUAGUAGACAGAAAAUUCAUUUAAUGUGUAUGUAUCAUAUAUCAAGUAAUAUAUCUUAAAUGACUUUUGAUUCUGUUAAUUAUUACUAAUGAAAUUGUAUUCAUAAAAUGGUGUUAAUCUUUGUGACUUUUCUAUAAAUAAAAUUCUCUUUUCUUAAAA
Phyllostomus hastatus (greater spear-nosed bat) is the source of this 2010-nucleotide messenger RNA. It is a transcript of the gene CENPK, whose product is annotated as centromere protein K. Gene Ontology annotation, biological process: mitotic sister chromatid segregation; kinetochore assembly. The record is from RefSeq and is a predicted model, not a curated record. The transcript is spliced from 12 exons. Gene Ontology annotation, cellular component: nucleus. Bases 473 to 1288 code for a protein of 271 amino acids. NCBI's taxonomy places the organism in Eukaryota, Metazoa, Chordata, Mammalia, Chiroptera, Phyllostomidae.